AUGAGUCCGCCGAACUGGGCCGCCAGGGUGUACCGGCUGCGGAGGCUGCCUCACCACAUCACCGACGCGACGGAGGCGGCCCGGUUGCUUGGUGAGGCCCUCGACAUCCCGCCAGACGACGUGGUUGUCUACUCGGUGGCCCAUACGUUCAAUCGUCUCGAGUCUCCUCCCUCCAAGGUCGCCACGCUCCAGCUCAAGAGCUCGCCCGGCUCGCUGCAGCUCGAUGACGGCAAGGAUGAGUGGAAGAUUCCCCUCCCUGGGACGCUCGAUUAUCUACUGCUUGAUACCCAUUUCUUGGGGAUGACGGUUCUCAAUCACGUUGACGCCAGUUCGCACCAUACCGACUGCAUUGCCAUCUCCGGCUUGGCAAGUCAUCCCUUUGGAUCUUGGCAGCCUCACGGGGACGACAAGACUUUUAUGUGGAUCAGGGAUGAAGCCUCAAGACUGAUAUCUGGAACCCGGAUGCUCCUAUACGGCUACAACUCUCAGUUGAUAAAGAGCGAAUCCUUCCAAAAGAUCAGCGAUAUCUCACUUGGCCUGAUACAUCAGCUCAAGUACGGCGGCUGGGGGCUUCCGUCAUCAAAGCCGAUCGUCUUCCUAGCUCACAGUCUAGGCGGUAUCGUGCUCAAGGACGCCAUCUUACAGAUCGCAGGCCUCCAGCUCUACGCGUCCAUCCUGGACAAGGUGAAGGGGGCAAUCAUGUUUGGGGUUCCGAGUUUGGGAAUGCAUCAGUCGCAUCUGAUGAUGAUGACCGAAGGGCGGCCCAACGAGAUUCUGGUUCAAGAUUUAUCACGCGAUAACGGAAGCGCAUAUUUGCGGGAUCUCAAUACGCGAUUCGACGGUCUGGCCUUUCUGAAACGAGCUACCAUUUACUGGGCCUAUGAGACCAAGGAAUCUGUAACUGCGGCUCUGCAACCGGAUGGGACAUGGGCGAAAAACGGGUCUCCUGAGGUUUUAGUCAACCCUGACUCGGCAACCUCAUACCGCAAUACGAAGAACAAGAUCAUGACGAUUCCGAUUGAUAAGGAUCAUUCUGGCAUGGUCAAGUUCUCUAGCGGAGACAGAGAUCUGGAGACCAUUCUGCUUAUACUCGCUGAGCUCUGUGACCAGCAGGACCAUAGAAGCGGGAUGCUCUCGGGGGUACAAGUUGAGGUGGAGGCCGAAGAUACAGAGCUGAAAAUACACAAGCCCAUGUCGUCAAGUGAACAAGAAACUUUUCGACAGCUACGCAAGUAUCUAUCCUUAGAAAAUAAAAUGUAUGCCGACCUACAUUCGCGAGAACUCCACACUCGCGUCGACCAGAUCGAAGAUCCCUACGAAAACACCUUCAGCUGGAUUUUCGAGCUGCCCUCGUUCUGCAAGUGGCUUCAGGACGGCUCAGGGCUCUUCUGGAUCAAUGGCAAGCCAGGGUCGGGCAAAUCGACUCUGAUGAAGUACAUCUACCAGAGCGAGACGACGUGGCAACUCUUGCACAGCUGGACACGGAGCACCACGGAGGUGAAGGAGCUACAAGCUGGGUUCUUCUUCCACUAUCGAGGGACGCCGCUGCAGAAAUCGUUCGAGGGACUGUUGAGGAGCCUUAUCCUGCAAAUCUUUAACCAGAUGGACAGUUUCAGGAAGCGAUGGGGAGAGUUCGAGUCCCUUGACGAGCUAGAGACCAAGACGCUCAAGGAGAUAGAGAAGUUGAGAAGGAUGAUGGACCUGCCAGGUUCAGGGCCAACUCCGAUGUCGCCACGACAAGUGGAAGCGAGGCUGAGGAAGGAAGAGGAGAACCUCUACUACUGUCGGACGACUCUAUCACGGAUUCUUGCGGACUUUAGGCCGUUUGAAAAUUUGCCCACUACCAAGUAUCUCAUUCGCGUGGUCGCAGAGUACCACAACUCGACGGAAGGUUUGAUCCCUCGCCUGGAGAGGAUUCUCCGCCUGUUAUUAUAUCAAGAUGUUGUCAAGAUGGAUGUUGUUUUAUUCUUCGAUGCUCUCGACGAGUACGACGGCCACACGGACAUGAUAAGUCAGUUUCUGCACAACUUGGUGCAGGCGUCUACAUCAAAUGUUCGCGUAAAGAUAUGCUUCUCCAGCCGGCCUUGGAAGGCUCUGAUCAAACAAUUUUCCGACUCUCCCGGGUUGUCGUUGCAAGACCACACGCAGCAAGACAUCGAGAUGUACGCCGCUGGAAGACUAGGCGGCUCUACGGAUCCAACAGGCGACAUCCUCUCUCUCGUACCCGUGAUUGUCGCCAAAGCAAGCGGCGUCUUCGUCUGGGUCCGGCUUGCGGUGACCGAGAUCAUCAGCCUUUGCACCAGCGAGGACAGCAGCCAUUCCAUCAAAGACAUGGAGAAACUGCUCCUCGAGCUCCCCGACGACCUCCACUCCUUCUACGAGCUCAUCGUGGAGCGGAUCGCGGUGACGCACCGCCGAAACACCUUUGCGCUCCUGGAACUCAUCAUCCGCCAGGACAGCCCCCAGACCGUCCGGGCCAUAUGGCUGGCCGUGCAGCUAUCGAGAUGCGCCACGCUGGAAAGUGCCAUCAAGCAAAUCCAAAGCAACCAGCUCCCAGAGGACAUGCGAUCGGACAUUCUGGCGUGGGGCGGCGGCCUGGUCGAGAUCCAGGACACUCAGGUACAGCUGAUGCACCAGACGGUCCUGGAGUUUGUCCUCAGCGUGUCGUUCAAGCGCGCCGUGCUGGGCAACCUGGCCACCGUGGUGGCGGAGAAUGGGCAUUCGUACCAUGUGAAGUAUCUGAUUACGACGGAGAUCAGGAAUAUUCGGUAUUCUCAGUACAUGCCCCCGGAGAACUCUACGCAGUACCAUUCUCAGCAGUCGGAGCUCACGACUGGGCAGAGCCAGCUUCCCUUCCUUGAGAGUGUGCCGCAGGAUGAGUUAUACAUCCUGGCCACGAAGACGAAUUAUUUUCCACCCCACCCUAACGUCCCUUCGAUUCCUAUCUAUGCCUCAUUCCACGGGCUGGCCCUCUGUCUCAAGAGGUGGCUGGAGAAGAAUCCCGGCACCCUUGGUAGUAUCCCUGCCGAGGUAUCCUACUGUCCUCUACUCUACAACCUUUUCUUCGCAGGUGGUCAGGAGAGGUUCCAGGAACGAUACAUGGAAAUGGCCAAACUACUACUAGAUAACGGGUUCGACCCCAACCGAGACCGAGACUUUUUCCACGCGCUCGUCACCCGGAUAUGGGAUCUGAGUUUGGAAGCGGACGAGGUUGGAGACCGCAUUCCGUUAUCAGCACUCUGCCAACUGGUCGAGCUGGUCCUAAGCCACGGCCAGGAUCCGAAUAUCUUCAAGAGAUUCGGCGCCAGGGGCGAGACGACGGCGCUCGCAACGGCCCCUCCUAUGCUGGCAGCUGAACUGAUCAAGCACGGGGCGGACCCAAAUUGCUACAAGACGGCCGGUGACUCGCCCCUGAGCUGGGUUAUGAGGCCGGAGUAUAUCCUGACGUCGAUGACGAGCAUAGGGAGCGCGGACGAAUGGAGGUAUCAAGUAAUCGGGAUUCUGUUGAAGGCCGGGGCUGUCAUCAAGCCUGAUGAUCGCCCGACUAUGAGAAUGUGGCUCGAUAAGUUCCACACCGAGGGCUACGACGUGGGGUCACUGCUGGAGAUCUGUGCUGCUCGAGGUUGCCAGAUCGCUCUUAGGGAUAUAGCACAGCAAUCUGUGCCUCCGCCUGCAAGAGAGACAUAUGCGCCAACUACACCAUUUCAAGGAGGCAGAGAAGAGGGGCGAGGUUACAGGGGGGAGGGGCAAUAUAGACCCCCGGUCGAAAGUGAAUCCGAGAGGCAGUCCAUGCAGCUAGCGUCGCUACAGCUAGAGUCUCUACAAGGGAGUCUAAGCGGCGAGCGAGAAGAGAAGAAGAAAGGUCUCCGUCACAAGGCCAAGAGGCUGCUGUGUUGGAGAUGA
Clonostachys rhizophaga is the source of this 3903-nucleotide messenger RNA. The record is from the annotation of a GenBank genome assembly. Lineage: Eukaryota; Fungi; Ascomycota; Sordariomycetes; Hypocreales; Bionectriaceae.